Gracilinanus agilis (Agile Gracile Mouse Opossum) is the source of this 1326-nucleotide messenger RNA. RefSeq names its product shiftless antiviral inhibitor of ribosomal frameshifting (gene SHFL). Gene Ontology annotation, biological process: viral translational frameshifting; innate immune response. Bases 112 to 975 code for a protein of 287 amino acids. Gene Ontology annotation, molecular function: ribosome binding; sequence-specific mRNA binding. The transcript is spliced from 8 exons. NCBI's taxonomy places the organism in Eukaryota, Metazoa, Chordata, Mammalia, Didelphimorphia, Didelphidae. The record is from RefSeq and is a predicted model, not a curated record.
UGUUCUGCGCAGAGACAAAGGCCUGGGAAACAGCUGGGAAAUCUCAGUCCCCUCUUUCCUGGGGCCUGUAAGGUGAGACCCUCGGGAGCCGCGGGAGCCACGGGAGCAAGGAUGGCCGGAGCCGGGUCCUCCCGAGUGGAGCGGGAGAAAUGUGUCAGACGCUUGAGGGAGAAGUUUCAUGGCCACGUGUCAGUGAAGAAGGCUAAUGUCUUAAUGCAGAGAUACAACGACAACCAUAACCUUGUUGCUUCCUGGCUGGUUAAGCAAAUGAAUGAGAUCAGACCGGAAGAAGGAGAUGGGCACCAAGCAGACCCAAUUGUCCAGGAUCGGCAAAAUGUCUUGAAGGACAGAGACAUUGAGGAGGUAGCAGCCACCAUGAGUUUACCCCUGACGGAGAAAAAUCUUCGUAUGUUGGAUGAUGCCCAGAAGGGCCAUAUCGCCAAGGAAGACUGCCAGUUUGCCUGUCAGCCCUGUGAUUUCAUGUGGUGGCGCCGGGUGCCUGAACGCAAAAAGGUGUCCCGGUGCCGGAAAUGCAAGGUGAAGUAUGAUCCAGUGCCCAAAGACAAGAUGUGGGGUAUAGCUGAGUUCCAGUGUUUACAGUGUGGCCAUACCUUCAAGGGUUUUGCCCAGAUGGGGAACGCAUCUCCAUGCUACAGCUGUGGCAACCCUGUUCUGCCAAACCGAAUCCUCCCCCCACGCCGACCUCAGAAUGAGAGAAGCAGAAAACACGAACAUUCCUGCUUUGCUGAGACCUGCUACAAUCGACAAGGAUCCUACGAACCAGGGACUUCCUGUGUGCAUCCCAAGAGCCGGAAACAGAAACACAUGCCUGUUGUCUUGUUCCCAAGUGCUGUUCAUGACAGUAGUGGCUCCACUGUGGCCACCUGCCUUAGCCAAGGCAGCCUCAUUGAAGAUCUAGACAGCAUCAUCCUGGAGGACAUCAAAGAGGAAGCAGAAGAAGAGGAAGGCAACUAGGCAUCUUAGACCACCCCACCUUCCCACCCAGAUAUCCCCUACCUACUUGGAGGACCAGUGUCGACCUAUGGGACCAGCAGAAGUUGGGGGUGGCUCCUAGGCUGUGGUCUAGGAGAAGGCUGUCAAGUCACCAGGAGGAAGUCUCAGGUUAUUCAGGCCUUUCCCCGUGAUGUAGGAACUUCUACGUGUGUGUACUCUUGCAUUGUGGAAGGGGGUAAGGACCUCCUGACCACUUCCACAAGGGAGACAGCAUAGCCCCCACCCACCUGACAUAUUCACAGACAUAUAUUAUGUUGCUGAUGUUUUAUAUACCAUGUUCAAAAUAACAAAGGGACAUUUCCUGUUUCUGAA